AUGAGUUGGACAAGCUAUUGCCCAGGAUGCCCGUUGCAGCGGUUGGCGGCCAAAUUACGGCUCACUAAACAUGCAAUCCAACAGUGGUCGUGGAAGCAUUUUGGCAAUAUAUUCGACGCAGUGAAACAGGCAGAAGAGGCAGUAAUGGCGGCGGAGGCUGUACUUGAUAGCGACCCAUCACAACAACAAUGGUUAGCACUCCAGGAGGCAAGGGCGGUUAUGAGGAAUUCUCUGGUCAAGGAGGAAGCAUAUUGGAGGCAGAAAGCAAGAAUCAAGUGGCUUCAGGACGGGAAUAAAAACUCAAGGUUCUUUCAUGCGGUAGUGGCAGAGAGGCAUGCUAAAUCCGUUAUACAUCGGGUUCGGAGUAGCACGGGGGAGUGGCUGACUGAUGAAGCUCACAUUUCGGCGGAGGUGGUGGAUUAUUUCACAUCCUUAUUUUCGGCCAAAGAUUGUACGGGGUCAUGGAGCACUUUGGAGGUCAUUCCCAAGAUUAUUUCAAGGGAACAAAAUGCUGAGUUGGAGCGCCUUCCCUCGAUGGAGGAGAUAAAAGAGGUGGUAUUCGUAAUGGAUGGGGAGAGUGCAGCGGGCCCCGAUGGUUUCACAGCCGUCGUUAGCUUCUUCUGUGGUCACGAGUUGCCGAGGAGCGUUACGUCGACUUCGAUUGUACUCCUUCUGAAGGUGUCUUCGCCCAAAGACUUUAGUCAAUUUCGACCCAUAAGCCUUUGCAACUUUGUAAAUAAGGUUAUUUCAAAAACCCUGGCAACUCGGUUGUCAAGAGUGCUGCCAAGUAUUAUCUCUCCUCAGCAGAGUGGAUUUGUUAAGGGUAGGCAAAUUUUUGAUAAUUUUCUAUUGGCCCAGGAGUUGGUGUCGGAUAUUCACCGAAAGAAUAGAGGGGAAAAUGUUGUAUUCAAACUCGAUAUGGCCAAAGCCUAUGAUAGAAUCUCUUGGCCGUUUUUGCUUCAGGUGUUGAGGAGGUUUGGGUUUGGCGAGAUCUGGAUUGAUAUGAUUUGGAGACUUAUUUCGAAUGUGUGGUUUUCAGUAAUAGUUAAUGGGGCACCUCAGGGAUUCUUCAAAUCUAGUCGUGGAUUAAGGAAAGGAGAUCCGAUUUCACCGACUCUCUUUGUGAUUAGUGCGGAAGUUCUUUCUCGUCUGUUGAACACAUUGAGUGGCUAUCGGGGCUUUACGCCUUUCAGAGUUCCGAGGGGUUGCCCGCCUGUUACUCAUCUUGCCUACGCAGAUGAUAUUAUUGUCUUCUCUAGUGGUUUGCGGCAAUCUGCGCGGUUGGUGAUGAAGGCGCUGGACGCUUAUGUUUCAGUGUCAGGACAACAAGUGAACCGGCAGAAGAGCUGUGUCCUGGCGCAUGCCAAUUUUCCUAGGAGCAGAAAGCGGUCUAUUGCGGUGAUGACUGGGUUUCAGGCGAAGGAGUUUCCGGUCAAAUAUCUGGGUUGUCCUUUAUAUGCAGGGCGGAGGAGGAGAUGCUACUUUGUAGGGGUUUGUGCCUCGGUCACGAGUAAAGUGUUGUCAUGGAAAGGGAGGCUACUCUCGCAUGGUGGUAAAUUAUCUUUAAUCAAGAGCGUGUUGUCUUCUAUGUCGCUUCACACACUCGCUGCUACGACCCCUCCCAAGUUGAUCCUCAGCAGGAUGGAGCGCAUUUUUGUUGAAUUUUUAUGGAGCUCUUCCGAGGGUUGUUCGAAUGUACAACGGUUAAGCAUGGUGGCGCCUACCGGAUGGGUGGGGAGGAUAUUGGGAGUCGUGCCUCCCUCGCUGGCCCAGGCGGAUACCAUGGUUGGGGCCCUUAGUAUCUCUGGUGCCUUCUCUUUAGCAUCUGCCUACCGGAUCGUUCGAGAGGGUGGAAACAGCUCCUGGCUCUACUCACAGAUCUGGCUUCAAGAGUUGCCGAUAAAGAUUUCUUUGUUCAUGUUGACAUUGAUAGGGUCCCGUUUGCCGGUGAUGGACAGGUUGCAUAAACUUGGCAUACUUGGUCCCUCUCGUUGUGGUUGUUGCCUACACCCAGGUCAAGAGUCUUCUGAUCAUAUUUUCUGUACCAGAGAGGCGGCAAAGAGGAUUUGGGGUUAUUUCGAAGGGGUGGUUGGAGGGUUUCAAGAGUCCUCUACGUUGCGGAAUUCGUUUGUCUUUGAUGACCAUCUGCGGCCCGUGGCGCAUGUGUGUGCGGCAAUUUUUGGGGAUCUCAGGGAUAUUUUCCUCCUUAAAUUUAAACGUCUAGCUAUCUCUGUUCAUGAUUGGCCGGGUUUUUACGGGAUGGUGGCUGGCCUGCAGAGGAUUGUCAGGACCUUGGUUUUAUGGUGGAGCUGCCCAGCCCAAAAUGUCGUCAAACUGAACUCGAAUGGCUGCUUUUGGGGAAACCCGGGGGUGAGUGGAGGUGGGGGGGUGCUUCGGUGCUCGGAAGGAAGGUUUAUCUUGGGGUACUCGUGUUUCUUUGGGGAGAUGACGAGUCUACAGGCCGAAUUGAAGGCGUUGAUUUUUGGUAUUAGGCUGGCUAUUGAUCGUGGGUAUUCUGAUUUACAUUUAAAAUCUAACUCUUUGGUUCUGGUUCAGAUCCUUCAAGGGAAGACUCGGUGUCUGUGGCGGUUGCAAGAGGACUUACAGGACCUGUUAAAAGUCAAAAGUUUCGUUAGAGAGGUAUCACACUGCUUUCGAGAAGCGAAUAAAUCGGCUGACCGCCUUGUAAACAUUGGAGCGGACUCAGGGAAGUUUUUAACGUAUGGCUCUCUGCGUGAUUUGCCUCGCUUGGUGAGGGGUGAUUUCGCUCUUGAUCAGAUGGGUGUCCCAAGUUUGCGUAGAGUCAUGGAAGGAAAUGGUGGUAAUGAGCCGUUUCAGAGGCGUCUUCCGGUGAUGUGUUAUCGAGAGGGGCCUAGGGGUGCUCUUUGGAGUUGGAAUCCAGCUCGUCGAACUAGGCCUCCCUGUGACUGUCGAAGGACUUACUCGUACCCUAAUAAUGUGGUGCUAGCGGUAAUCGAUGAUCGGAGGCGAUUAUUCGAGGAAAAUAGGAUAGUUCGAGAGGAUAAACAAGAAUUGAGGGCAACUGUGGAUGCCCAAACUUCUAGAAUUUAUGAACUGGAGAUGGAUGCACUUGAGGAGCAGAAAAAGGCUAAGACACUUCGUGAGCAGCUUUAG
This is a messenger RNA of Coffea eugenioides, 3135 nucleotides long. RefSeq lists its product as uncharacterized. The record is from RefSeq and is a predicted model, not a curated record. Gene Ontology annotation, molecular function: nucleic acid binding; RNA-DNA hybrid ribonuclease activity. Bases 1 to 3135 code for a protein of 1044 amino acids. NCBI's taxonomy places the organism in Eukaryota, Viridiplantae, Streptophyta, Magnoliopsida, Gentianales, Rubiaceae. The transcript is spliced from 5 exons.